Molecule: messenger RNA, 2045 nt
Organism: Cyprinodon tularosa
Lineage: Eukaryota; Metazoa; Chordata; Actinopteri; Cyprinodontiformes; Cyprinodontidae
Gene: gpr12
Product: G protein-coupled receptor 12
Exons: 2
Coding region: 292-1317 (341 amino acids)
Biological process (GO): G protein-coupled receptor signaling pathway
Cellular component (GO): membrane
Molecular function (GO): G protein-coupled receptor activity
Source: RefSeq, a predicted model, not a curated record
AUCAUCUCCACCCUCCUCUCCUUUCUUCUCACUCACCUCCUGUUCCUCCCUGCUGCUGAUGCUCCUUUCCCGCACAUCAACAGUCCACGGCCCCGCCAGCCGCUGCUGCGCUCCUCUCUCCCUUUUUUCUCUUCUUCCAUGAUCUCCAUCCCUCUUCCUCCCUCUUCCCCGGGCUGCGUCUCUGCCCGCCGGCGCUGCAUCAUCUGCAUCCCUAACAUGGGAGAACAAAGCUGUCCUUCUUCCAUCUAGACGCGGAAAGUCGCACCUCACAGAGCCAAGACGGGGGGCACAAUGAGUGAGGAGCCGCCGGUCUCCCCGAGCUGGUUGAGCCCUGAUCCCACAGAAUGGGCCAGCGGGGGACCGAUGGACAACAGCACCAGCUUGGGGAUGUUCCCAGUGGAGGACUCCCCCCUGCCGCCCAGCCAGCUGCCGCUACUGGUUAACCCUUGGGACAUCGUGCUGUGCUCGUCAGGGACUCUCAUUGCCUGUGAGAACGCCUUGGUAGUGCUGGUGAUCUGGCAGAACCCUGCGCUCAGAGCUCCCAUGUUUCUUCUAAUCGGCAGCCUGGCUCUGGCAGACCUGCUGGCCGGCCUAGGCCUGGUUCUUCACUUCACCUGUGCCUACUUACUCCGCUCUGAAUCAGCCCAGUUGCUGACGGUGGGUCUGGUGGUGGCGUCCUUCUCUGCCUCCGUGUUCAGCCUGCUUGCUAUCACCAUCGACCGCUACCUGUCGCUAUACUACGCCCUGACCUAUAACUCGGAGCGGACAGCGGCCUUCACCUACACGAUGCUGCUGCUGCUGUGGGGUCUCUCCCUGUGUCUCGGCCUGCUGCCAGUCACCGGGGUCAACUGUCUGGAUGAGCAGUCCACCUGCAGUGUGGUGCGGCCACUGACGAAGAACAACAUCGCAGUUCUAUCCAUCUCCUUCCUGCUGCUGUUCGGCCUUAUGCUGCAGCUUUAUGUACAGAUCUGCAAAAUCGUGAUGCGCCACGCCCACCAGAUUGCCCUCCAGCACCAUUUCCUGGCUGCCACGCCUCACUACGUCACUACGCGGAAGGGCGUGUCGACCUUGGCCAUCAUCCUGGGGACCUUUGCAGCCUGCUGGAUGCCUUUCACCGUCUACUCCCUCAUUGCUGACUACACCUACCCUCCAUUGUAUACUUACGCCACACUGGUACCUGCCACCUACAACUCGGUCAUCAACCCGGUCAUCUACGCCUUCAGGAACCAGGAGAUCCAGAAAGCGUUGUGGCUGGUGUGCUGCGGCUGCAUUCCGACAAGCGUGGCGCACCGUGCUCGGACACCCAGCGACGUGUGACAGCUGCAGGCCAAGAUGGGACAACAUGAGGCAGCCUGGGUUAGCUCUGCUCCUCAAUGGACACAUGGGUGUCACAAGGAGGGCAGCAGAAAAGGGCUGUGGGUGCAGCUCUGUCUGGAGAUGCAACAGCCCACGGUUUCUCCCUGUCUUCCCUACUCAAGGCCAAGAAGGUGGGUUGCAUCCCACCCACUCCAGGCACGCCCCUUUCUUAUUUCUGCAGAAAGUGUAUCCUGUGGUCCAUGCAGCAACUGUGCACCUAAACCAGGCACACACUCAAAGCUCUGUAGCUUUAAUUGUUAUCAUGAUCAGAAUGAUCAUCCUGUUGUGCAGCGGCUGAGCAAAAGUCGAAGCCUGUCUGGGGCAGCCUGCAGCAGCGUCCUGCUCUGUUGCUGCUGCACUCUGGACGUGCGACGAAAGCUGAGCAGCCGCGGGGAGCUAAAAAUAGACCUGAUGCUCUCUGAUCCGCUCCACAGACGCCGGGGAAGAAAUCUAGCCUGUAUUUCUCCCUGCCUCACCCCCCCUCCCCACUUUCUCUCCUCUGGCUGUAGAUGCGUGAACGCACCAAAAGAAGAAAAGGCUCCAACCAGACCUGCCAUAGCAUCACCAGUCUUCUGCAUUACUGUUUCUAUAUAUACCAAACCAAAAACAAGCCAAUCAGAUUAUCUCAUAAUGCUUCUCAUUAUUACAUUUGAAAUAUUAAAACACUAAUUUCAAAUCCCCUCAUCCAA